AUUGUCACCUACCUAAAUAUCUUUGACAUUUUCACUUGACUUUUUCUUCUUCUUUUGCCAUUUUCUCCCUAAAACUUCACUAUUUAAACCCCCUUUCUUCCUUUCUCUCUCCUACCAAACCGUUAAUCCCUACAUCCCCGCCAUUUCCCUCUCUUUCUCUCUCCUCCAUCUUUCAAUGGGUCACGAAACUCUCUCCAACUCGUCGGAAAACGUACCGGAAACCGCUGAGUACAAGAUUCCGGCGACGGAAAACUCCGGCAAAACGUCGCCGGAAAAUGAGAGGAAUGGAGUUUUUUACCCUCUCGAGAAUCUUCCGAGACCGGAGGCACCACCGGGGUUAAACGGUGACGUUUUGAAGAAGCCUUCUUUGGAGAACAAUUUUACCGUUGAUGUUCCGGCGAUCGGAAAAUACCUUCUUGAAACGAAGAACAGUCUUUCUGCUGCUAUCUCGCGACGGUUGUCGUUUGAAGACGACGUUAAAGGAGGUGGUGGUGUAACUGAGUUUUAUAUGUCUGGUAUUCAAGUUGUUGUGCGAACUAAACAGGUUGAUGAGGAAACUUCGGAGUUGGCUAAUCUUAAAGGCCGAGUUACCUUUUACUCUAAAUCCAAUUGCAGGGAUAGUGGCGCAGUAAGGAAAAUGUUACGAGAAAAAGGAUUAAAAUACGUAGAGAUAAACAUAGACGUAUAUCCGGCUCGAGAAAAGGAGCUGAUAGACCGAACCGGCGGUUCAGUAGUGCCGCAAAUAUUCUUCAAUGAAAAAUUAAUAGGCGGUUUAGUGGCAUUAAACUCGUUACGGAAUAGCGGUUUGUUGGACCAAAGGGCUAAAGAGUUGCUUGGGAGUGAGUGUCCUGAUGAUGCACCUGGACCGCCGGUGUACGGGUUUGAUGAACCGGAGGAGGAACGGACGGAUGAGAUGGGUGAAAUAGUUAAGCUUUUACGGCUCAGAUUACCUAUUCAGGACCGGUUGAUCCGGAUGAGGCUUGUCAAGAAUUGUUUCACUGGUACCGAGUUAGUAGAUGUUAUUGUACACCACUUGGGCACCUCACGUACUGAGGCAAUUGGGAUAGCAAAAGAGAUUGUUAGGAAGCACUUCAUACACCAUGUGUCCAGAGGAAAUUAUUUCGAGGAUGGGAAUGAAGUAUACAGAUUCCUUGAGCAUGAGCAAUUUAUUCCAAAAUGCUUCAAUUUUCGAGGAUCCUUGGAUGAUAGAGAGCCUGAAUCUGCUUUUAGAAUUGGCCAAAGACUGAUGAAGAUCAUGUCUGCCAUACUCGAAUCUUAUGCAUCUGAAGACAGGCAUCAUCUUGAUUACUUGGCUAUCAGCAACAGUGAAGAAUUUCGCAGAUAUUUGACUAUGGCCCGAAGUCUUCAGAGAGUGGAUCUUACUGCUCUGUCAACUGAUGAGAAACUGGCUUUCUUCCUUAAUCUUUACAAUGCUAUGGUCAUACAUGCUAUGAUAAGGAGAGGAUAUCCAGAGGGGAUGAUCGAGAGGAAAUCCUUUGUUACCGACUUCCAGUACCUAGUUGGAGGAAGUUCAUAUUCUCUCAAUGCUAUUAGGAAUGGUAUACUCAGAAGCAACCACAGGGCUCCUUAUGCUUUGACUAAACCUUUCAGUGCAGGAGAUGACCGCCUUCAGAUAGCUCUACCAAUGGUCAAUCCAUUGAUUCAUUUUGGACUUUGCGAUGGUAGUAAGUCGAGUCCAUCUGUUAGAUUCUUCUCACCUCAAAGUGUGUAUGCUGAGCUGAGAGCUGCAGCAAGAGAGUUCUUCAGCCGCAACCCAAUAGAAGUGGAUUUAUCUAAAAGAACUGUCUGUCUCCCCUGCAUCUUGAAAUGGUACAGUGUAGAUUUCGGAAAUGGAAAAGAUAUCUUCAAGUGGAUUCUGAGUUAUUUGGAUGCAGAGAAAGCAGGUCUCUUGAGCCAUCUUUUAGAUGAUGGAGGAGUGAUCAACAUCAUUUACAAAAAUUAUGAUUGGUCCAUGAAUUCAUAAGUUAAUAGUUUCAAGGUUAUCAAGCAAUAGAAUACUACUCUGGAAAUUGUAGUACUAUGAUAGUGUAAUUUGAACAAGCGAUAUAACAGCUUAAUCUGGACCGAGCAUAUGGAUUGUGAGUAUAGAUUUAGACUAGAAAUUUUGUAUGUAGUUCCAUUCAUAAUCAGGAUCUCAUUCCCAUUGCGAAUAGAACUACUUCUAUAGACAAAUAAAACAUUUUUUGUGAGAUUUGAGUAAAUAUUAUGUCAACUAGAAGCAUUCAAGAUUUUGUUUCUUGAGACUGAAUGAAGAGUGGUUGUAAUAAGACUGUAAUUUGUAUAGAUAUUAAGUAUUCUUGGUUUCUUCC
Messenger RNA from Chenopodium quinoa (quinoa), 2330 nucleotides. RefSeq lists its product as uncharacterized. NCBI's taxonomy places the organism in Eukaryota, Viridiplantae, Streptophyta, Magnoliopsida, Caryophyllales, Amaranthaceae. Bases 176 to 1984 code for a protein of 602 amino acids. The record is from RefSeq and is a predicted model, not a curated record. The transcript has 7 exons. Gene Ontology annotation, biological process: intracellular signal transduction.